This is a messenger RNA of Saprolegnia parasitica CBS 223.65, 657 nucleotides long. RefSeq lists its product as hypothetical. The record is from RefSeq and is a predicted model, not a curated record. Gene Ontology annotation, biological process: regulation of DNA-templated transcription. Gene Ontology annotation, molecular function: sequence-specific DNA binding; DNA-binding transcription factor activity. The coding region runs from base 1 to 657 and encodes 218 amino acids. Lineage: Eukaryota; Oomycota; Saprolegniomycetes; Saprolegniales; Saprolegniaceae. The transcript has a single exon.
AUGACCUCGCCGAUUGCCGCCCAGUUCAUCCAGAAGGCCCACGCGCUCUUCUGCGACGCGCCGACGCACAUCGCGCAGUGGGCCCACGAGGGCACGACGCUCCUGAUCCACGACCCGCACCUCUUUGCCCACGACGUGCUACCCAAGUACUUCAAGCACAACAACUUUCUCUCGUUUGUGCGCCAGCUCAACUUUUACGGCUUCCGCAAGUUCAAGAGCAAGUUUGCGACGCGCUUGUCGUGGGAAUUCCACCACGACCUCUUCCUCCGAGACCAGCCUGAGCUACUGUGCCAAAUCAAGCGGAAGGCGCACCUUGAACUCGUCGAGAAAGAAAACCCUGUCGAGGACCUGCGCCACGAGAUUUCGGUCAUGCAGACCCAGUUUGAUUCGCUCACGCAGCAGGUGAAGCAGCUCACGUCGGCGGUCGCGUCCCUCGCACGGGCGCAGGCGCCGCCGGCCGCACCAAAGAAGCGCAAGCGCGUUGACGACGACGAGGCAGGCUGGGCGCCGCUGGAUAGUGACGGCAAGAGCGACAGCUUUUCCGCGGACGAGAUGGACAUGGUCGAGGACGUUCUCGACGCACUGGAGCGGCCGACGGUCAUGCCACCGUGGAAGCCGCUGACGUGGAUGUGCAUCCGCCGCCGCCGUGUAGCUUGA